Fusarium sp. VM40 is the source of this 648-nucleotide messenger RNA. Lineage: Eukaryota; Fungi; Ascomycota; Sordariomycetes; Hypocreales; Nectriaceae. The record is from the annotation of a GenBank genome assembly.
AUGAGUUCGUCAAGAGAUUCCAACGCAAGGAAUGUGGAUGGAACACAUCGUCCUAGGACGAACAUGGGCCAAGGGCACGCACGAUAUGAACGGGAUGCACAGUACCCCCCUAUUGCAUCCCAUGAAGCUCCCGGACUACCUCAAUACUCAUCCCCGACACGACAGCAUCCUCCAGCUGGCCGUACGUAUCAAGUCAGUGGGCAGAAUCAAACAUCGGCAUACCAGGACGGGUAUAGGGACGUCUAUGCGCCGUCCACCUAUACCGCCCAUCAGGGAAGUCAUGAUAUCCAUCAAUACGACGAGUAUGCUGGAGCAUAUAACCGCGCUGAUUUGCUCGGAUAUCAAUAUUCACCUGGGGACUCCUAUCAGAGGACUACCGAUUUUGUCGACAAUGGACAACAAAACCGUGCAGGAGGUCGUUUUGCAUAUUCGGACGAGGCCGAACAAAGUGGUAUGGAUAAUGCGGCUGAAGCAAUACAAGACUUUGACAGCCGAUUCUCUGGAACCAACAAUGCCAAUACUAUAGCUCAAGGAGCUCAAAGAGGCAACAUAUCGUCCACUCGUGCUCAGCGAAACAGACCCAAUUAUGCCUAUCCCGGGACCAUUGAUUAUCCCACACAGAACGGUGGCUCACGUACCCAACGUUAG